UCUUUAGAAGAUCUGCGUGAAGCUGGACAAGCAUCUGAAUUUCAUGUGCUUAUGUGUUUAUAUUUCAUAUCAUGAUCACCGGUGAAGGAGAUCAUCGUGAGGCAACCUGCAGCUCUCAAUUAAUGAUCUGUCACUAUCCGCAUUGGAGCAUCGAAGUAAGAGAACCUCGACAGAAGAUCAUGCCAAAAAUGUCGAACUGGGCGUUAGUAGUUGUGUCAAUUAUAUCUUCUCUAUAUUUAUCAAAUGCAUACAAAAUCCUAUUUAUAAGUCCACUGCCAGGCAAGAGUCAUUCGAUUUUAGGUGAAGGAAUAAUCAAACACUUAUCUCUAGCUGGACAUGAGGUUACAUAUAUAGCAUCAAUCGUUCCUGACAUACCACUAAAAGGAGUGUCUGUUAUAGACAUUAGCAGCUAUGUAACAUUUCCAAAUGAUAGUAUGAAUUUAAAAACAAUAAUGGAAAAUAAAUUUACUAAUGAUCUAUUGAGUUUUAUGCCCAACUUAAUGAAUUUAAGUAGAAACGCGGUAGAAAAUUUCGACGUGCAAACACUUUUGUCGGAUAAAAGCCAACAAUUUGACGUCGUUAUUGCUGAAUGGAUGUUUACUGAAGUGUAUGCUGGACUUGCAGGUGUAUUCAACUGUCCAUUAAUUUGGUUUUCAACAGUUGAACCUCAUUGGAUGGUCUUACAAUUAGUAGAUGAAACUCCGAAUCCUUCAUAUAAUGUUGAUAUCUUGUCUAGCAACGUACCGCCGUUAAAUUUUUCGCAGCGACUUUCGGAGUUAGGUCUUCAAAUUCUUGGCAAACUUAUUAAAAUUUUGUAUUCUGGUGUCGAAAACGAAAUUUACGAAAAACACUUCGUACCGCAUAUUCGUGAUAGAGGUUACCCCGUAAAACCUUUCGAAACAUUGAAGUAUAAUGGUUCGCUAGUUUUAAGCAAUUCACAUGUAUCGUUGGGUAUUGCAACGCGAUUGCCACCAAAUUUUAUCCCAAUUGGAGGUUAUCAUAUUGAUCAUAUCGUUAAGCCGUUGCCGGAGGAUUUACAGAAAAUUAUGGAUAACGCCAAACACGGAAUUAUCUACUUUAGUAUGGGAUCUAAUUUGAGAAGUAAACAUUUUCCCAUUGAAGUAAAGCAAGAACUGCUAAAUAUGUUCGCUGAAUUAGAACAAACUGUUUUGUGGAAAUUUGAAGAAGAUUUGCCCAUCCGACCAAGCAAUGUUCAUAUUUUAAAAUGGGCCCCACAACAAAGCAUUUUAGCUCACAAAAACUGCGUUUUGUUCAUCACACAUGGUGGUCUUCUGUCUACCACUGAAUCAAUCCAUUUUGGAGUUCCUAUUAUCGGUGUACCAGUUUUCGCUGAUCAGUUUGUAAAUGUAGCUAGAGCUGUAAAAAAAGGUUUUGCUAAGAAAGUAAAUUUAUCAUUUUCGAUAGCCAAAGAUUUAAAAGUAGCGAUUCAAGAAAUGAUUAAUGAUUCAAGUUACGCGACGAAAAUUAAGGAGUUAUCUUACAUAUAUCAUCACAGAACUGUCACUCCAGGUCAAGAAUUGGUCCAUUGGGUGGAACACGUUAUAAAAACAGGAGGUGCACGACAUUUACGCACUCCUGCAAUGCUGACGCCCUGGUACCAAAAAAUGUACUUGGAUCUUGCAAUUGUCUUGCUUUUUAUAAUGAUCACUAUUACAUAUAUGUUCAGAUAUAUUUGCAAAUCGACUAGAAAUAAUAUAUUAACUAGUAAUAAAAAGAAACAAAAUUAACGUAAAAUAUCAACGUAUAUAAUGUUUGUAUUUAAUAAAUAAAAUCCUUUAGAUAUAAGGGAUUCAUUUAAAGAAUUAACAGUGAAAAUAAAUUUAGACGAAAUCAUGACUGAUUGAUAUUCAUUGAAUAUUAUUUGCUGUUGUUGUAACAAUUAUAAAUAAUCAUUCAUAAACCCUACUAAUAUUAAAAUUUGAAAGGGUGUAUGUUCGGAUGUACGUACAAUUUAUAACCCGGAGGGAAAACCUGCAAACAUGCAAAGUUCCUUGCGGUGUCUUCUAUCACCGUAAUAGAUGGGAUUCUUUUUUUAACAAUUAAAUUUACAAUGCAGUUAUAAACAAAUUUCUAAUUUAAGCUGCCUCAAGGCGACCGUUUCAUUUCCAAGGUAUGUUAUCAUCUGUGAUGUUAAUAGAUAAUAUCUGUUAACACACAAACUUCAAUUUUGA
Messenger RNA from Nymphalis io (European peacock), 2192 nucleotides. RefSeq names its product UDP-glucosyltransferase 2-like. The record is from RefSeq and is a predicted model, not a curated record. Gene Ontology annotation, molecular function: UDP-glycosyltransferase activity. The transcript is spliced from 9 exons. Lineage: Eukaryota; Metazoa; Arthropoda; Insecta; Lepidoptera; Nymphalidae. The coding region runs from base 72 to 1748 and encodes 558 amino acids.